CAGCUGGCUUAGAUGGCCUUUGGAUUCACUCCUUCUUACGAUCUUGGGUGUUAAAGUUCUGUAUAAUUGUUUGGGUCAGUGUGUGAUUUCGUCGUUUGUUGUUAGUUUUUCCAAAAUGUAUAUUAGAGCCAUGAAUUGUUUUCCCUUAUUGCUACUUUUAUUCGUUAGUUUUGUCAGUGGAAAAGAAGGAAUUAAGGUCAAAGCUGUCUAUGAUUAUGAUAAUAUGAGGUUCUUGGAGUAUAAAACAACUAAUGUCUUGGAAUGUAAUAUAACAGAGUUGCCUUCAGGUUCCGGACCAUCGAGUGAAUAUAUUUGGACUUGGCUUAAAGAUGAUAAGGUUAUGGAUUAUGGUGAAAAUAGCCAUUAUGCAUCUAACGAUAAUAAACUAAUCAUACAAAAAACAAAUGAAGAUGAUAUUCGACAGUAUAGUUGCUUACUUUCUAAGAAGAGUACACCUAAGAGCUAUGUGGCCAGAGCAGAUAUUAAGACCCUGGGUAUACCUACUGCAAAAAUACUCUCACAAGGAACAUUUAUUGAAGGUCAAAAGAUUACUUUAGAGUGUGUUGUUACAGGAAAUCCAACUCCGACAGUUGAAUGGCGUUUUGGGAAUUCUACAUUUACUUCAAGUACUGGAAGGAUAACUUUGUCAGAUAGCAAGAAUGUUCAGAAUGCUAUUUUACAAAUUGAUGAAGCUCAAAUGCUUGAUCGUGGUGAAUACUUGUGCAGUGCUCAUAACAUUGCUACCUCACAUCUUAAUGCUACUCGAGUAGCUGUUACCUUUGUCAGAGUUAAAGAUAAGUUAGCUGCUCUUUGGCCAUUUAUUGGGAUAUGUGCUGAAGUUGUGGUUCUUUGUGCUAUCAUAUUUAUUUAUGAAAGGAAGCGUAAUAAAGCUGAAUUGGAAGAGAGUGACACAGAUCAAAGUCCCGAACAGAAAAAUACUCCUGAUCAUGGCAAGGAAUCUGUUCGACAGAGAAAAUAAAGUAAAGAAGAUUGUGUAUCAAAACUUAGUUACAUGGCCUGUAAAAUUACUCUGUUGAAGUAAUUUUUGAAAAUGUUGAUUUUCCUAGGCUUAUUACACAUAAUUUGUCACUUAUUGUUUCAAACAUAAAAUUACUGUUGGAAUGUGGUUUUUUAAUUUAAUUUUAUUCUUUAUUUAUUUAAUGAAAUAUUGAUAUAGUCAUGUGUUAUCAAAAUUGAUUCAAAUAUGUGUUAUUUUACUCAUUUCCCAUUUGAAUAAGUUGAUGUGGAACUGUACUUUUUUAUUUUAAAAUAGAUUUAUAUACAGGUCAGUGGAAUCUUUUUUUUUAUUUCAUAAAUGCUUUUUGUUUAUAAUUAUCGUCAUUAAUCUUCUCUUAUUAACUAGUAUUUUCUUUUAAAAAUAUGGUUUAUAUUUGUUUAUUUAGUAAUUUCUGGAUAUAGUGUGAAUUUAGUUUCUAAACAAAUAAUUUUAUCUUUAACUUUAUGUUAGUUACCUAAUGUAACUUAUAAUUAUAUUAAUGUAACUAAUUUGUUAUAGAGUUUCCAUUGUUUUUAUUUUUAAUAAAAUAUGCUUCCAUUUUUAUUUUUAAAUGGGUUUCUAGUCAUAGUAUUUUUGGUUUAGUUUUUUUUUCUUCUAUUUUUUAAGUAAUCAAAGAUUUUGUUUGCCCCUUCUGUUGGCAGAAUAAGUAUCUAUAAUAAAAUACAUGAGUUAUCAUGAUAAUGAAGUUAUUGACUUUUAUUCCAAAAAUUAAUUCUUUUUAAUCUUAUGUAUGUUAGAACCAAAGAACUAUUAAUUUCAUAACUUAAGUUAUUUUUGCAACAGUAAUUUUUAACAAAGCAAUUAAAAAUUUAUCAUGAUUAUUGAUGUUAUUAUUCUAAUUUUUUUGUGUGCAGAAGGGAAUGCCUUAAUUUCCUAAUACUUACAUUCAGGCACAUUCUAAUACACAAUCCUUGGAAUUAUGAGUGUGGAUUAAGACAGUAAACAAAACCCAGAGUAUUAUUUUCAGCAAUAAUUCAGUUUUCUUUAUUCUUUACUAAAAUCAGUGAUUUUCUGUAUUUUUAAACUAAUGAUUUUUUAUUCCUACCUUUUAAUUAUGUAUCAUGUAAAAGUAAUUGAAAAAAAUGUCUAUACCUUGUUUCAAAUUAACAAUCUUUUAAAUAUUUAUUGUUAUUAGUCAUUUGUCUUAUUAUUCUUUUAUUAUACUAUUAAUUAGUAUUAUUUUCGUGUAUGUGAUAUAUCUUUUAACGCCAAUUAUUAUAUUGAUAUGUUGAUAAUUUUUAUAAAUUUUUAAUCCUGUUAACGUUGACGAUCAAAUAACAUACAAAUUAUGUUUGCUGUUUUAAUAUUUUCUUUUAAGUAUCUUACUAACCAACUUGAUCUGUAUACAUAUUAGUUUAUUUUGAAUUUGAUGUUGGAAAAUGAGCUUGUUGAAUACUUUGUGAUGGCACCAUAAAUGACUGUAUACCAUUAUAUUAAUUUAUAUGUUGAAUUAAACUGUUUGCUGUUCUUAAAUUCAUGAAACUAACAAGAUUGGACAGUGGCACAGUUAGAAUUCAUUAUUCAUUGCAUAAUUUUAUAAAGGGAUGUGUUUUUCUUGGAAUUUUAUUUUUUUAAUUUUAAAGCUUUUCAGAUUCUUACUGUGGUACUACAAUUUUGUUUCUUAUAUUAAAGUAUUUUUUAUCAAUAUCAAAAUAAGUAAUUAUUGUAAUGGUAUGUGUUUAUAUUAAUAUACUUGGAGCUCUUAAUGGUAAGUUAUUUUCAUUUUUAUGUAUGUGUAUGGUAAGCAUAGGUUCAAUUAACAUUUUUUAUAAUCUUGGCUUCAUCUGAUUUUCCAUACUAUAGCCAUCGUUGUUUCUUUAAUAUUUGAAUUAUCUACUUAUCUGUCUACUAUAAUAUAUAUUAUGAAAAUAUCCAAAAUAAUAUUUCUAAAAAUAAGCUAGUGUUUGUUCUAUGUACUAAAAAUUAUGUUGAUGGUUUAGUGGUCAUUUUUUAGCUCAAAUGCUCCUCAUUGAUAUAAUAAUAUAAAAUUGUUCAAAAUAACGUAAAGUAACUCCUUUUUAGUUACUAAUGGUGCCAUUAACAUUUUAUUUAAGUGCAUUAGUUUUAACACCAUAAUUUUUUAAUAUGGAACAUGUUUUUGUGACCAAUAACCCUUAGAAGUAUAUAUAAAAAAAAAAAUUAAAUAAGAGAAACUGCAGAAAUAAAAGAGGGCCAUCUAAAUUAUCUCAAAUUGUUCAAACUUUAAUUAAUAGAUCAAUUAAUCCCUGGAAACUUGAGCUCAUGUGUUAAGAAUUCAGGCUUAUUUUAAAAAUAAUUUACUGUAUAGGUGAAGGAAACGAAUUUUCAAAACAUGUUCCAUGUUUUCAGCUCAGGUUGAAGCCCUAAAGUACUUAAGAAAGUGGAGUAAGGAACAAGGAGAGUAAAACUCGUAUUGCGAGGCAGGAACUGUUGUUAUUUAUGUAUUACUACUUUCUCUAUUUUUGUGACCUAGAUAAGAAAAUCUUUCAUGAUUUAAUUAAAUGAUUGUUGAGGUUUGAUAAUCAUUCUGUUAAAUUUAUUUAUAUUUAAUAAUUUUGAGUACUUAUGUGGCUAAUUGAUAAUAAUUUCUUUUUAAUAGGGCUUUUUGUAUCAGUUUAUACUAUAAGUAUUCUGACUCACUUUUUAAAAAAACAUUCUGACAAAUUACUCAAAUUUAUGUAUGUUAUUUACUUCUAAAUACAUGUUAAAGUAUUUCCCAUUA
Messenger RNA from Nezara viridula (southern green stink bug), 3719 nucleotides. The record is from the annotation of a GenBank genome assembly. Lineage: Eukaryota; Metazoa; Arthropoda; Insecta; Hemiptera; Pentatomidae.